GCGGGGAGCACUUUCUAGCUGCAUUCUGACCUUCUCUUCUUAAUUUACUAUUCGAAGGACGGGUAUACCACAAGAGCUAGGAAAUAUUAUUCGAAAUGCCGCGCGACUACUCGGACUCAGAAUCCGACUCUGGAAGCUCGGUGGGCAGUAUUGUUGAAGAGAGAAGCGAGGCCGAUGAGACAGCGUUCAAAUGUUUAUUCUGCGAUCAACAGUUUGCACGUGUGCCAGAAAUGUCGUCGCAUUGCACCUCAGAGCACGGAUUUGAUCUGAAUGCGACAGUCAAGAGUCUCGGGUCAAAGGCAGAUGAAAUCGACAUCAUUAAGUUGGUGAACUUCUUGAGAUCAGAAGCACAAAGAGGGACAGAGCCUAAGAGCAUCAAGAUCACAUUGGAAGACUUGAGUGAUAAGUAUCUCCAGCCAGUACUUGAGGACGAUGCACUGCUUUUCGAGCUCGGAGAUCUUAUGCAAGACAUCGAAACUAAAGCUGUCGAUUAUGAGGAAUUCGAAGCAAAGCUCCAGAAGGAUAUGCCAGAAGACUUCUCGAGGAUACAGGUCACGAGUGACCGAGACGAGGACUACUUUGAAUCGUACAAGGGCAACAGUAUUCACCGAGAAAUGAUCGAGGAUAGCGUACGGACGGAAGGCUACCGCGACUUCAUUGAGAAGAACCUCGAGGUUUUCAAAGACAAGGUUGUCCUUGACGUUGGCUGUGGCACCGGUAUUCUCUCCCUCUUCUGCGCCCGCGCUGGCGCAAAGAAAGUCUUCGCAGUCGACAACUCGCAAAUCGCGGUCCGUGCAAAAGAAAAUGUCGAGAAGAACGGGUAUGCAGACCGCAUUCAGGUCAUCCAGGGCCGUAUUGAGGACUUCAACACACAGCGCCAGAUCGGCAAGGAGAAGGUCGACAUCAUCAUCUCCGAGUGGAUGGGCUAUGGUCUCUUGUUUGAGGGUAUGCUGGACUCAGUGCUGCGCGCUCGCGACAUGUAUCUCAAAGAAGACGGCCUUCUGGUGCCAAGUCACUGCAACAUCCGCCUCGCGCCCGUCUCGGACGCUGCCUGGAUCGACGACGCUACAGGCGCAAAGUUCUGGAAAGACGUGUACGGCUUUAACUUCUCGUCUAUGAUCCCCGGUGGCCUACUUAACCACCGCGAGAUUGGCGUGUUCGACGUCCCGCCCACAGCGCUGUGCGGAUCAGCAAAUGCCCACCUGCUCGAGAUGAAGACUGCAUCGAUUGGCGACCUGAGCUUCAAGAUCCCGCUGCAAAUGACUCUCGACCGCGAUGUCGACUCGAUCCAGGCCAUUGCCAUCUGGUUUGACACUAUUUUUGUCCACCCCGGCAGCACACAAGACAUCAAGACGAUCGACGACGUGGACUGGCAGAAGAACGGUAUCCCUGGUCUGGGCUUCUCCACUGGACCUGCAAAUACGCCUACGCAUUGGCAUCAGGCUGUCUUGCUUCUAGACGAUGAAGUUGCACAGAAGCAGAAGUUCAAGAAGGGCGAGGUUUUGGAGGGUACGCUACAAUAUGCUAAGGAGAAGGGCGACGACAGGGGAAUCACCGUCACUGUAGAGUGGAAGGGCAAGGGGGAGAGCGGAGAAGUUGAUGGGAAAGUCAGACUUUCUAUGGCAUAGACAGAUACGCGAAGGUACCUUUAUGGGACCCUGUAUGGCGUCACUAGUGUCACUUUAAGCUGAGGGCUAUCUUCAACAUUUAAGAAGCCGACUAGCGCCAGGUACACUUGACUCGGUCAC
Molecule: messenger RNA, 1748 nt
Organism: Boeremia exigua
Lineage: Eukaryota; Fungi; Ascomycota; Dothideomycetes; Pleosporales; Didymellaceae
Product: S-adenosyl-L-methionine-dependent methyltransferase
Exons: 2
Coding region: 96-1628 (510 amino acids)
Biological process (GO): peptidyl-arginine methylation
Cellular component (GO): nucleus
Molecular function (GO): protein-arginine N-methyltransferase activity
Source: RefSeq, a predicted model, not a curated record